Molecule: messenger RNA, 462 nt
Organism: Salvia splendens (bonfire salvia)
Lineage: Eukaryota; Viridiplantae; Streptophyta; Magnoliopsida; Lamiales; Lamiaceae
Exons: 1
Coding region: 1-462 (153 amino acids)
Source: RefSeq, a predicted model, not a curated record
AUGGCUUCCCCUUCCUCACUCAAAACCCUCAACUCCAUCAACCUCUUCUCCAUCAAACCCCCCUCUCUCCCCCCCUCAUCCAUCAAGCUCAAAACACUCCUCCAAACCUUCUUCUUCUCCCACAUCCACCGUGCCCUCUCCAAAGCAAAAUCUCUCCUCCUCCAAAUACUCAACCUAAUGCGCAAGCGCAACCAGAAGAAGCUCCACUUCGCCUCAUUCCGCCUCCACUACAACUGGUGCUCCUCCUCUCGCUCCCUCCGCUACGACGUCGUCGGGGUCAACUGCUCCGGCGAGCUCUCCAAGUACCUGCAGUGGCUGGACGAGAGAGGCGAUGACGAAUCAUCCUGCAAUGAGAUUGAUAGGCUUGCUGAUUUGUUCAUUGCUGACUGCCAUGAGAAGUUUAGAUUGGAGAAGCAAGAAUCUUAUAGAAGAUUUCAAGAAAUGAUGGCUCGAAGCGUUUGA